AUGGUUCAAGAGACGUAUGACAUUGUCAUCGUCGGCGCUGGCCCUGUCGGCCUGCUGUUGUCCCUGUGCAUGUCGCGCUGGGGCUACAAGGUCAAGCACAUCGACAACCGCCCGGUACCGACCGCCACUGGCCGCGCUGAUGGUAUCCAGCCCCGCUCAAACGAGAUUCUGCGCAACUUGGGUCUGAAGCGCUCUAUUAUGGCCUACGAGCCUGCUAAGGUCUACGACGUUGCCUUCUGGGACCCCAGCGCUGACGGCACUGGUAUUCACCGCACUGGUAGCUGGCCCAGCUGCCCCCGCUUCAUUGACUGCCGCUAUCCCUUCACUACCCUGGUCCACCAAGGCAAGAUCGAGCGUGUCUUCAUUGACGAGAUCGAGAAGGCUGGAACCCGCGUUGAGCGCCCAUGGACCAUCCACGGCUUCAAGAAUGACGGUGCCAAUGCCGACUACCCCGUGGAGGUCAAGUUGAAGUGCCUCGACACCAAUGUUAUCGAGACCGUCCGCUCCAAGUACCUGUUCAGUGGUGAGGGUGCCCGUAGCUUUGUCCGUGAACAGCUCGGUAUCAAGAUCCACCACAAGGACCCCAUUGCCUACGUCUGGGGUGUUAUGGACGGUGUCGUCCGCACUAACUUCCCCGACAUCGAGACCAAAUGUACCAUUCACUCCGAUGCCGGCUCGAUCAUGGUCAUUCCUCGCGAAGACAACAUGGUCCGUCUCUACGUCCAGAUCGCCUCGUCUACCGACGCCGACUGGAACCCUCGCAAGACCGCUACCGCCGAGGAGGUCCAACAAACCGCGAAGAACAUUUUGAAGCCCUACUGGAUUGAAUGGGACCGGGUUGAGUGGUACUCCGUGUACCCCAUCGGACAGGGUAUCGCUGAGAAGUAUACCCUGGACGAGCGCGUCUUUAUGGGUGGCGAUGCCUGCCACACUCACAGCCCCAAGGCUGGCCAGGGUAUGAACACUGCUUUCCACGAUGCCUUGAACAUGGCGUGGAAGCUCCACGCUGUUGAGUCUGGCUUCGCCGAUCGUUCCAUUCUGAGCACCUACGAGAGCGAGCGCAAGGACAUUGCCGAGACCCUGCUCAACUUCGAUGCCAAGUAUGCUGCUCUCUUCUCCAAGCGCCGUCCCAACGCCGGUGAGGUGAAGGCCAGUAAGGCGGUACAGGCUGCCGAUGACGAAGAGGAGGACGAGUUCGUCAAGACCUUCAAGUCCUCUUGCGAGUUCACCAGUGGAUACGGAGUUGCCUACAAGCCCAAUGUCUUCAACUGGGAUGCUAGCCACCCCGCCAAAUCCGAACUCUUCAACAUUCCCGGCGUCCGUUUGACCGCUGGUCGUGCCUUCACACCGACUACCGUCACCCGUCUCGCCGAUUCCAACUUCGUUGAGCUUGAGCAGGAGGUUCCUACCAACGGAUCAUUCCGUAUUUUCAUCUUCGCUGGUAACCAGAACAAGACCAAGCAGGCCAUUGCCGAUCUCGGGGCCAACUUGGAGAAGGAGCGCUCGUUCCUCUCUGUUUACCGUCGCGCAGACAUCGCCGAUGUCUCCUUCUUCGAGCGUCACAACCCCCACUCCAAGCUCUUCACCAUCUCCACCAUCUACUCUGCUGCCAAGAACGAGAUCGACAUGGAGGCCAUCCCCCAGGUUCUCCGAGACUAUCACCACCAUCUCUAUGCUGACGACAUCCCCGAUGUCCGCGUUCCCAACGCCAAGUACGCCGCCCACGAGAAGCUCGGUCUCGAUGCCGAGAAGGGUGGUGUCAUCGUCACCCGCCCUGACAGCCACGUUGCCUGCACCGUGCAGCUGGUGGAGGGCAGUGGCACUGUUGAUGCCCUGAACGAGUACUUUAACGCUUUCGCGACAAAGCCUCUGGGCCAAGACUCCCAGCAGAGCCGUCUUUGA
Molecule: messenger RNA, 1902 nt
Organism: Penicillium maclennaniae
Lineage: Eukaryota; Fungi; Ascomycota; Eurotiomycetes; Eurotiales; Aspergillaceae
Product: putative FAD monooxygenase
Exons: 2
Coding region: 1-1902 (633 amino acids)
Molecular function (GO): FAD binding
Source: RefSeq, a predicted model, not a curated record